AGCUGCCCUGUCAUUGGACGUUCAGCUCACGUGACUGCAGUGAGUGGCAGGCAAGUGAUGCGAGAGUGAAAAUAUAGAGAUGAAGUAAUUGAGUGUUUUAAACUUAGCGUAUUUCAACUUCUAAUUACUUUUGUUUGGCUUAGAAAGUGUACGCGGAAUCAGGCGGCUAAAUGUUGUGUUUGCGAGAGACAAAAUAAGGUUUAAUGUAAUGUAUGAUGAGGUCGAAUAUGCUGGUGGCUAGAAGAGGAACACCCUAUUCAUCUAUCAUUAACAAAUAGAAUAGUUUUUGGCAGUCAUGGUGGAAGCUUCAAAGUUGAAAAGUCUACCACCAGUGCAGAAGAUGCGUGGUCCCUACAUUUCAGUCAUAACAAAUCACAAAAUUAAUUUGACCAUACGAGGAGUGGUCCUGUUUUCAAUUGGGGUUUUCCUAGCUUUAGUGUUAAACUUGCUACAAGUUCAGCGAAAUGUUACUCUCUUUCCUCCAGAUGUAAUAGCCAGCAUCUUCUCUUCUGCAUGGUGGGUUCCACCAUGCAUUGGCACAGCUUCAGCUGUGAUUGGAUUGAUGUACCCAUGUAUUGACCGUCAUCUUGGGGAGCCUCACAAAUUUAAACGAGAAUGGUCCAGCGUCAUGCGAUGUGUGGCAGUCUUUGUGGGGAUUAACCAUGCAAGUGCUAAAGUAGAUUUUGCAAACAAUAUGCAGUUGUCUCUUACACUUGCAGCACUUUCCAUAGGAUUGUGGUGGACAUUUGACAGAUCUCGAAGUGGAUUUGGCCUUGGAUUAGGCAUUGCUUUCUUUGCAACCUUGGUGACCCAGCUGUUGGUAUAUAAAGGUGUUUUUCAGUAUACCUCCCCUGACUUCCUCUAUGUACGUUCUUGGUUACCUUGUAUAUUUUUUGCUGGAGGAAUUACCAUGGGAAAUAUAGGCCGUCAACUAGCAAUGUAUGAAUGCAAGGUUGUUCAAGAAAAGGCACAUGAAGACUGAAGCCAGAAGUUUUGCUGGGUGACUUUUUUUAGAAGAGAAAAAAAAAAAUAUGGCUGUACAUUGAUCAAAUAACAUGCCAAAAGUGAAAAGUAUGUAUAAUUGUAAAAACAGGAUUUAAUUUGAAUGUAAAAUUGUAACUACUGUGACUUUUAGUUUUUUCUUGUAUGUGUUACUCUGUAGUGCAAUCUGUGAUUGCUAUUUUGUAUAGGUAGUCUGAUGACAGUACAUCAGUAUGAAAUAGAACUUUUCACAUUUAAGAGUUAAUGCCUAUUGAAUGAUCCUGAAAUAUAGACUUUAGCUUUAGACCUUUGGCUGUGUUGUGCCAAACUGACGUUUAGGUCAAUUCAGUUAAUCUAAACAUUAGCAGAUGUAAAUACACCUGCUGUUUAGGCCUAAAUUUAUACUGUUUAAGGUCAGGUAACUAGACUCAAAUUUGUUUUACUGGGGGUUUCUAGAGUGUGUGUGUAAUGAGAGAGAGAAUUAUAUAUAUAAUUAUUUUUUUACAGAAGGGAAGUAUUCUGUUUUUUUUUUUGUUUGUUUUUUUGUUUUUCCCUGCUCAAAACAUACACAUCUGUGCUAGUGCUGGACCUUCUGUGUACCUGGCACUGGUUCCAAUAUUAGGCAGUUGAUCCCUGGAGCUGGAUGAUCAGGAUACAUUUGAUUUAAUCAAAUAUCU
Messenger RNA from Polyodon spathula (Mississippi paddlefish), 1658 nucleotides. Its product is annotated as insulin-induced gene 2 protein. The coding region runs from base 296 to 982 and encodes 228 amino acids. The transcript has 6 exons. NCBI's taxonomy places the organism in Eukaryota, Metazoa, Chordata, Actinopteri, Acipenseriformes, Polyodontidae. Gene Ontology annotation, biological process: SREBP-SCAP complex retention in endoplasmic reticulum; SREBP signaling pathway; cellular response to insulin stimulus. The record is from RefSeq and is a predicted model, not a curated record. Gene Ontology annotation, cellular component: SREBP-SCAP-Insig complex; endoplasmic reticulum.